CUAAGCACUGCUGAGACGACGGCUCAAUCCCUAAACGCCCGGAUGAAAGCAGCAGGCGACAUUCAGGGCAACAUGGUCGCAUGAGUCCGCCAAGCCGAAGGCAACCAACCAUUCCGGUGGGGGACGACGGCCACUGCUGGAAUCUGUGACAUAUUCGACGCAGCCCACGGAAAACGGUUCUGGGAAAAUACAAGCAGAGAUAGAGGCGUGGAGGCGGAGAGGAACACGGCGCAUUUCCCCCCUUGUGGUGUCCUAUUUCGUUGAUUGGACCUUUGCGAGCUGGAUCUGCCUGAUGACAGACAUGGACACCUCACCAAGAAUAGUGAAGGAUCGUGCAGACAGGCUGUCUCAUACUAAGCUAUGGAAUGCUCCCUGCACCCUCCAUCAUUAGUCUCCAAUCUUUGGACUGAACUCCAAACACUUAGUUAGCGGCUGUGCUUCUCCCCUCGAACUCUUUAAAACCAGGGGAAGAAGAAAAGGAGCGGACUUGAAAGGUCCUCCGCUAAAAACGCACAGAGCACUUCUUUUAUUUUUAGCAUAUUUAAGCUAGAUUGUGUUUCCCUGCUUGGAUUUGUGUCUGCUGAAAACACAUCAAGAUGGAUCUGGAGCCAUAUCUGUGGAUGGUGAUUAUUGGCUUCAUCAUUGCCUUCAUACUGGCCUUCUCAGUGGGAGCCAAUGAUGUGGCCAACUCUUUUGGCACAGCGGUGGGGUCUGGAGUGGUCACGCUGAGGCAGGCCUGCAUCCUAGCAUCCAUCUUUGAGACGCUGGGCUCCAUGCUGCUGGGGGCCAAAGUAGGAGAAACGAUUCGAAAGGGCAUCAUAGAUGUCAGUCUGUAUAACGAAACGGUGCCCGUCCUCAUGGCUGGAGAGGUCAGCGCCAUGGUUGGAUCAGCAGUCUGGCAGCUAAUCGCCUCCUUCCUCAAACUGCCUGUCUCUGGGACUCACUGCAUUGUUGGCGCCACCAUCGGCUUCUCCAUGGUGGCCAUCGGCACCAAGGGCGUCCAGUGGAUGCAGCUUGUCAAGAUCGUGGCAUCCUGGUUCAUCUCCCCCCUGCUCUCUGGACUCAUGUCUGGACUCCUUUUCAUGCUGAUCAGACACUUCAUCCUCAACAAGGAUGACUCUGUCCCUAAUGGCCUGCGAGCUCUGCCCCUCUUCUACGCCUCCACCAUCGGGAUCAACACUUUCUCCAUCUUGUACACUGGAGCCCCAUUGCUCGGGUUAGAGAUGCUACCGGUGUGGGCCAUCUUUCUCAUCACUUUAGCUGAGUCGCUGGUCUGCGCGGCUCUAGUUUGGAUAUUUGUCUGUCCCUGGAUGAGAAGGAAAAUAGCAAGUCGUUUAAAGAAGGAGCAGGCUCUGUCGAGGAUCUCUGAUGAGAGCCUGGAUAAGAUACCUGAAGAGGAGGAGGAGAGCCCCGUCUUCAAGGAGCUACCAGGGGCUAAGGGCACAGAUGAGGCCGUGUUGCCGCUUACUGGCAACAGUGAACGCAGCACCCGUGAGUCCAGUGGAGAGCUAACCAAUCUGGCUAACGGAGGCACGGUCCUUCCAAAUGGCAGGGUCUAUGGCCGGACUCAUUCGAUGACGAAUGGCUGCCUCAAGUCCCCCGUCUCUAAUGGCAGUUUCAGCUUUGAUGGCCACAUGCGCAGUGAUGGUCAAGUCUACCACACUGUGCACAAGGACUCUGGUCUUUACAAAGACCUGCUGCACAAGAUCCACCUGGGCCGCAUGGAUGACAACGAGCGAUCAGGGUCCAACGCCGGCCCACCUGAGAACAACUACCGCCUGCUGCGCCGCAACAACAGCUACACCUGCUACACCGCAGCCAUAUGCGGAAUGCCCGUCCAGCCGCUCAUCCGCACAGAGUCACGUGACGACAGUGAAAAGCUGGUGGGAGAGGGAGGUGGCAGGAGCAACAGUGUGUCCUACACCAAGAAGAGGAUACGUUAUGAUAGCUACUCAUCUUACUGUAAUGCUGUGGCUGAGGCAGAGAUCGAGGCAGAGGAGGGUGGGGUGGAGAUGAAGCUGGCCACAGAGCUGGAGGGUGUGGAGGAAGAGGGAGCUCCGGCUCCUGGGCCUCUGGAUGAGCUGGUCGAAGAGGAUCAUGAGGAGAAGGAUAAGUCCGAGGUGUUCCUGCUUUUCCACUUCCUGCAGAUCCUCACUGCGUGCUUCGGGUCCUUUGCCCAUGGAGGAAACGAUGUCAGUAAUGCCAUCGGCCCACUGGUGGCGCUGUGGAUGAUCUACGACCAGGGUGGUGUCAUGCAGGAUGCUGCCACUCCCAUCUGGCUGCUAUUUUAUGGCGGCAUGGGCAUCUGUGCCGGUCUGUGGGUGUGGGGCCGUCGUGUCAUCCAGACCAUGGGGAAGGACCUAACUCCCAUCACCCCCUCAAGUGGAUUCACUAUUGAACUGGCCUCUGCUCUCACUGUCGUGCUUGCUUCCAAUAUCGGCAUCCCUGUCAGUACCACACACUGCAAGGUGGGCUCGGUCGUAGCCGUGGGUUGGAUCCGCUCCCAGAAAGCAGUGGACUGGCGCCUCUUCAGGAACAUCUUCCUGGCCUGGUUCGUCACAGUACCCGUGGCCGGCCUGUUCAGCGCCGCCAUCAUGGCCCUGUUCGUCUACGGCAUCCUGCCCUUCGUGUGAGGGCGUUCGGCCGGGAGAAAGAACAGAGGAGGAAGAGCGAGUCAGAGAGGGAAGCUUGGGUAAAAAAAAAAUCAUAGCUCGAGUGUCGAGGGUGCAGAAACAGGAGGAGGAGAAGAAGAGAGGGAGGGAGCUGCAGAGGUUUACAGAUGGACUUGGUUGUACUGAGGAUGUGAGGAGGGUUGGUUCAUAUGCUGCCUGGCUCCGUAGUCCAGAGAUCUUUUUGACUCAUUUGAGUUUCUGAUCGUUUUUAUUUAUUCUUUUUUGGGUGCAUAAGAAGGUGUGUAACCAGCGUGUUCACCGUAUCAUUCAUUCUGCUGUACAUAUGACUAUAAUAGGGAGAUUCCAGCAACUUCUAACAAGAAUAACAGUUUACUGAGAAGCAGUGGCAGCCAGUUUAUUAUAAAACAUCAGCGAGUUUGAAAAAAAAAAAAAAUCAAAUAGCACAGGUCUAAAAACGAUCCAAUCCUGCACAACAAAACUGACAAACAUGGCUGCAGCUAUUCUCCAUCAUCCUGCCCUCAAUUUCAGCAGCAUCGCUGGGCAAGUGCUCAUGAUUAUAGUAACAAAAUUCCAGAAAAUAAUCCUGUACAUAUUGUUAUAUUGGACUGAGUGUGAUCUGUUGUAUUGGGGCUUGCUUUAAAGUUUAAAAAAAAGAAGAAAAGAUGUGCGUGUGGUCAACCAACCCAUCCAUCAUCUCUCUUUGAAACAUGCUAGCCAGGUACAACUAGGGCCAAACAGAAAGGACGCCUCAGAGAAAGGGGUGGUAGGACAGUCACUCUGCUUUUUUUAUUCUCCAUAUGAUACCAUAGAAACCUGAUUUAAAAAGAGUUGAUUUUUGUCAAGAGCUCCUGUAUGUUUUUAGAGAUGGAUCUCAUAUUUUUUAAUGAUGUAUUAUACUGUAAUUUGUACUGUAAAUAUUGUCCUUACAGAGUUUUGGGGAUGGGAAAAGGGGAGGAUAAUGGUUUGUCUUUAAUGUUGUAAAUGUUGGGGGGGUUCCCUCACCUCUUCAUGAUGUCAUAUUAUAGAGUAUUUUUUCAUCCCAGAGCUCAUACACACUUUAAAAGCUGCUGACUUUGCAAACUUAAAGUAAUGAUUGAAAACAGUAGAUACUCCGUCCCUUCUGAUUUGUUGAAUCAGUAAAGUUUUGAUAGAAAGUUAUCUUUUGCUAACCGUUUCCUCCUGGAGAAUAAUUUUAAGUGGCUUUCUGAUAUAAAUAUGCAAAGGAGGGGCCUCAUUAAAGUAGAAUUAGAUGCAGCCGAAACCAAAAUAUGAAUAAUUUUUUUUAAAUCACACAAAAACAGAGUGAUAAGAUCCCAGAAAACAUAUCUCCAUCCGUAUGCCUUUGUUUUCAUACAUCAAGCUCAGUUACAGGAGUUGUUUCCUUAUAUCAAGGCUCCUUGCCAAUGAUUGACCUCUACACUGUCCGUGCUCAUGUUAUUUCAUAUCUCACACCCACGUUUAAGUCCAGAGUUUGUCUGUUUCCUAACCAGAGUCUGUAUAAAAAGAUGGAUAAUACAACACCUCCCUGAGAGUGAAGCCAAAAGAUGUAGUGCUCUCUCUACUGACUGACUGCUGUAUGGAUCAUGAACCCCAUCUCCUCCAUGUUAUCAGAUAGGUCUUGAUGGAACUUUAAACUUAUAAUACAAGCUGAAUAAGCGCUUUAUAAAAGUGGUUUCUGCCGUGAUAACUAGAUAUUGUAAUGGAUAUUUGCGUUCAAAAUCUGCCUGAAGAUUUAGAGCUUCACCUACUGAUCGGCAGCAGUAUCAGUCAUAAACCCCUUUAUAACACAUAAAACAUGUUAAACUUUUAAAGUAAAAAUAGAUUUUUCUCAAUCCCAGAUUAACUAAAGGGCUAGAUAUUGUACUGGCUUGUGUUAAAAUUGUCUUUUAUCCAGGAAGUUUCAUUUUUAAGUAAUUUGAUGGUAUAAAAAGCAGUAUAACACAAUGGAAAACACUUCUUGCAGCAUUGUGUGCACCAGAUAAGCAGAGCAGAAGCAAAACCAUGUAAGAAAAUGUGACCAUCAAACUUCUAUAAGUGUAUCUGCUCUAAACCAAGCACAAACCUCCAUCCAUCCAUUUUCUAUUCCGCUUAUCCCGUUCGGGGUCGCGGGGGGCUGGAGUCUAUCCCAGCUGUCAUUGGGCAAGAAGCGGGGUACACAGUCGCCAGUCAAUCGCAGGGCUGACAU
Messenger RNA from Cheilinus undulatus (humphead wrasse), 4818 nucleotides. RefSeq names its product solute carrier family 20 member 2 (gene slc20a2). The transcript is spliced from 12 exons. Gene Ontology annotation, cellular component: membrane. The coding region runs from base 597 to 2633 and encodes 678 amino acids. Gene Ontology annotation, molecular function: phosphate transmembrane transporter activity. Lineage: Eukaryota; Metazoa; Chordata; Actinopteri; Labriformes; Labridae. Gene Ontology annotation, biological process: phosphate ion transmembrane transport. The record is from RefSeq and is a predicted model, not a curated record.